Molecule: messenger RNA, 831 nt
Organism: Drosophila ficusphila
Lineage: Eukaryota; Metazoa; Arthropoda; Insecta; Diptera; Drosophilidae
Exons: 3
Coding region: 1-831 (276 amino acids)
Source: RefSeq, a predicted model, not a curated record
AUGAGCCUACCACAUCGAAGGCGGCGGCGACGAGGAGACCCCCCCCCUGAGGCAUCUGCUGGCACACCCAGCGUGCCGAAGGCGGGUGACAAGGGUGAGAAGCAGCCACCCUCCACUUGUGCGGCUCCUCUCACUGGCACACACACCUCCUACGCGGAGGCCGCCAAGAGAGUCAGAGUUGCGGUACUACCUGAGGACUACCCGCAGGUGUACCUGAGCAACGAAGAGCUUGCCGAGCUGGAGGAGGCCAUAAUGGACGACGUAGUCACGUCUGAAUGGGACUCAGCAGUCGCCUUCAGAGGUAUCCACUUUAGGGUCGGAUACCUCCUGAUAGACUGCUUGGACCAGGACUCGGCGGACUGGCUAAGGGCUGUAACGCCUCAGCUAAGGACUUGGAAGGGCGUGCCCCUUGACACUAGGGUAGGAGAAGACAUUCCUGCGGCAUACAAUGUCACAGUCUUCUGCCCUAGAAGUGCAGAAAGAAGCAAUGAGGAGCUUCUGAUGAUGCUGGGACGCCAGAACAGAAUGGAGGUCGAUUCCUGGAAGGUGAUCUCCCGAAGGAACGACAGAGGCGGGGCACUCCUCGUUAUAGGGAUAGACCAACUCACCCGAGAUGAGAUCGUCUCUAAAGGGCACCAGCUGAACUUUAGAUUCGGGACCGUCUCGGAGGUGGCACAAGAGCCCCUCCUACAAGAUAUCGACGAGAAGGAGGCCGACGUCACCCUGACGGAAGGCAGUGAAGGGGAAUUCCCGCCCCCCUUCACAAAACAUGGAGCACCCGCUCCAGUAAUGGCUGCACACCGCAGCACGCAGCUAGCCCAGGUAGAAUAA